Peromyscus californicus insignis is the source of this 7061-nucleotide messenger RNA. RefSeq names its product RCAN family member 3 (gene Rcan3). Lineage: Eukaryota; Metazoa; Chordata; Mammalia; Rodentia; Cricetidae. The transcript has 6 exons. Gene Ontology annotation, molecular function: calcium-dependent protein serine/threonine phosphatase regulator activity; nucleic acid binding. Gene Ontology annotation, cellular component: nucleus; cytoplasm. The coding region runs from base 202 to 921 and encodes 239 amino acids. Gene Ontology annotation, biological process: calcium-mediated signaling. The record is from RefSeq and is a predicted model, not a curated record.
CUCGCUCGGGCCCAAGUCACCGCCCGCGUCCCCGGCUGAGGCGGCCGCAGCGGCCGGCGUCGAGGGCGUGGCGGCUCCUCGCGGCCCCGGGCGGAGGGGGUCUGUCCGCCCCAGGCGGUGCUCGUCACCCCCGGGCCUCUCCCCUCGAGUGCACAGCAGUAAGUGUCUGGCAGAUAUCCUAGAACUUUACCCACAGAGAAGAUGCUCCGAGACACCAUGAAGUCUUGGAAUGAUAGCCAGUCAGAUCUCUGUAGCAGCGACCAGGAGGAGGAAGAGGAGAUGGUCUUCGGUGAAAAUGAAGACGACUUGGAAGAGAUGAUGGAUCUAAGCGACCUGCCCACCUCACUUUUUGCUUGCGGUGUCCACGAAGCAGUGUUUGAGGUCUCAGAGCAGAAGGAGAGGUUCGAAGCUCUGUUCACCCUCUAUGAUGACCAGGUCACGUUCCAGUUGUUCAAGAGCUUCCGCAGAGUGCGGAUCAACUUCAGCAAGCCCGAGGCUGCGGCCAGAGCUCGGAUAGAGCUCCACGAGAGUGACUUCCAUGGCCAGAAGCUGAAGCUGUACUUUGCACAGGUGCAGGUGUCCGGGGAGGCUCGGGACAAGUCCUACUUACUGCCACCACAGCCCACCAAGCAGUUCCUCAUCUCCCCUCCAGCCUCCCCACCAGUGGGGUGGAAGCAGAGUGAGGAUGCCAUGCCUGUGAUCAACUAUGACUUACUCUGUGCUGUCUCCAAGCUGGGGCCAGGGGAGAAAUACGAACUGCACGCAGGAACCGAGUCCACUCCCAGCGUGGUGGUGCACGUCUGUGAAAGCGAAACUGAAGAGGAAGAAGAUGCAAAAAACCCCAAACAGAAAAUCACGCAGACUCGGCGCCCAGAGGCCCCCACGGCCGCGCUGAGUGAGCAGCUGGACUGUGCACUGUGAGCCCUGCCGCCGCACCUGUGCUUCCUGAUGCUGCUGCUGCUGCUGCACCUGUGCUUCCUGAUGCUGCUGCUGCUGCACCUGCACUGGAGCGCAGCCAGGAGAUGCCGCCGCAUCCAUUGGGCAGCCGGGCCAGCCUUGCCAGGCCGGAACGUGGGGUGAAGUAGCAGAUGUGGCCAGCUGUUUGAAAUUUUGAACAUAUUCUAAAUGGCACUUUACGCGACAAGGUUAGCCCCCACUGUGUGGCGCCUGACUCCUCCCCCAGAAACCUUAGUUCCCCUGAACGUGUAGAUCGUUGGGUACCAAAGGCCAGAACUAGAAUCACCCAGUGCACUACCAUUUUUACAGAUUUAAAAAUUAGUCUUACAAUUUCAGUAAUUUGGUGUGGGUAUUUUUGUACUGGUGUGGUAGUGUCUAACAAAUACAUUGAGCAAAGGCUGAAUGUUACUCAGUGUACAUGACUUCUUUUUUGUUGGAUACAAAAUCAUGUGUGGAAGUCAUUUUUCUCCAGUAUUUUUCCACUAGCCUUUGGAAUGAAAUGCCAAAUGAAUGAGAUUGUCAGCUCCACACAGCAUGCACAGAUGUGCUCUUGAUCUCGAUAGCCCUCUUGCAGUUGGUGGAGGUGGUGCACAGAACCCUGCCCCCAGUGCAGCCCUCCCAGGUAAGCCUGGGCUCUGCAAGCAGGCUGUGUCACUGGGAGCUUGGCUGCUGAUGACAAGGAGUUGCAGCCUGUGGAGGAGCAGCAGCUCUUCAGGUAAUCUCCUGACCAUCCUGAUGCUGGCCUGUCACUGCUCGAGUUGUCCUGCGCUGUGUGUAGAUUUGGGGAUGCUAGUCACAGUCUUAAAUUUUAGAAAAUAAUAAGACUUUCUGAAGACCACUUUAAAUUGGGAGGAGUUGUUUCUUUCUUUCUUUUUUUUUUUUUUUUUGUUUGUUUGUUUCUUUGUUUGUUUGUUUGAAGACAGGGUUUCACUUUGUAGCCCAGGCUGGCCUUGAGCCCAAGACUGUUCUCCUUCCUCAGCCUCUUGAGUCCUGGGAUUGAAGGUAUAAGGCACUGUGUGCAGUUCAUGCUUCCCUUUUUAAUAAAAUUUUCCACCUUAGCUUGCAGUUGACAUUUAGAUAGAAUUGCUUCUUGCACAUGUCAGUGCAGCAUCACUAGUGUGCUGGGGCUGCAGUCCCUCUUGAAGAAUGCUCUCCUGCCCAGGAGUGCCCUGCUCCAGGUGGGUCAGCUAGCCCCACCCUCUCACUGUGCUCUCUUACUACAUGGCACAUAUGCAGAGCUGGCUGGUGUUUAUGAAGGGACUAGACAUAGAACUAAGAAAUGAACAUAGCAGCUACUGUAAAGAAGAGUGGAGAGAUUGAAGCCAUGAUGGCUGUGUUCUUUGGGUGACGUGUUAGGGCUGCGUGUCUUGUGUGGUAGAAUUGAUUUCUGAAGAUUUAAACUGUAUUACAGACAUACACACAAAUGUCGUCUAACUUGUUGAAACAGGGUCUCACACAGUCUUGGUUGACAUCAAACUUGCUAUGGUCUCAAGGAUGACCUUGGACUCUGCUCCUGCCUCUGUCUCCUAAGCGCUAGGGUCUCAGGCACGCACCACCACACCUAACAGCAGCAACAACAGAAGGAGUUGUCCUUGCCUCAGACACUCUCAGCCCUCAGAUGCCAAUCUGCGUGUUUGCCAUUGGGAAACUCGGGUGGAUUCCAUUGAAGAUUACGAUUCCUUCCACACUGGUUUGUCGGAUCCAAAUCAUCAUCUGUCGGGUUACCUGAUAGGCUCUCCUUUGCACCCACCUUGAUUUUGCAAUUCUGAGCUCAGCAGUUUGCUUCUUUGGGUUGCAGGACAGACCCUAGCUGCCAGCAAGCAAGUAGAUUUUCAGCAGUUGGGAAGUUUUUGUGUUCCCCGUUAUGCAAUAGAAAUUAUCAGCCGGGCGGUGGUGGCACACGCCUUUAAUCCCAGCACUCGGGAGGCAGAGGCAGGCGGAUCUCUGAGUUCGAGGCCAGCCUGGUCUCCAAAGCGAGUUCCAGGAAAGGUGCAAAGGUACACAGAUAAACCCUGUCUCGAAAAACCAAAAAAAAAAAAAAAGAAGAAGAAGAAGAAAAAGAAAUUCUAAUUUUCUAAGUGAUCAAAACCCAAUUUUUAAGUUUGUCUUGGCUUUCAUUUUUUAGCUGCCAAUUAAAGAACAUCGCCUUUUUUAUUUUCUCUCAAGACAGGGUUUCUCUGUUUUAGCUCUGACUGUCCUGGAUCUCACUCUGUAGACCAGGAAGGCCUCGAACUCACCGAGAGCCACCUGCCUUUGCCUCCUGAGUACUGGAAUUAAAAGUGUGUGCCACCACACCUGGCCUCUUCCUUUUUUAUUUAAGUCAAGAAGUACAAACUACUCAUCUCUUUAAAUUUUUUGAGAGUAUUAAAUUGUGUGUAUGUAUGGGGGUGUGUGCAAGGAUAAGGGCAGUCAUUUAAACUUUCCUGGAUAGCAAAUGUUAAUAUUUUCCUCUUCUCUGGUAUAAUAUUUCCAUAAAACAAACUCUAGAAGAAAAAAUACCCAUCCAUUUUGUUGUUGUUAUUGUUGUUUUUGUUUUUCAAGACAGGGUUUCUCUGUGUAGCUUUGUGCCUUUCCUGGAACUCGCUUUGUAGACCAGGCUGGCCUCGAACUCACAGAGAUCCGCCUGGCUCUGCCUCCUGAGUGCUGGGAUUAAAGGCGUGCGCCACCACCGCCCAGCUGAAUUAUUUCUUAGAAUUAAUUCUACUAGGGGAUUCUGGCAUCCCCCCUUUGAGAUCCUUGGGAGCUGCUCUUUGGGAGCUCUUUCUCACUUUUCCUUAAGAAAUCUGCAAUUCAUUCUACAGAAAGAAACUCUAAAAGUAACCAUGGUUUCUUCAGAAUCAGAACCUCUGUGGGAAUCCAACUAUGAGGAAUGUAAGGAAAGAGAAUGGGUUUUGUGUUAGGAAAAACCCUGUGGAGGGUAAUGAAGACAUGACACUUAGGAGGGCUGGCCAGCAGGACUCCAGGAGUUUGGCUCUUAGAUUCUAGAUUUUCCCAACACACCCACCUGUGGAAACCAAAGAUCAAUCCAUGUAAAGAGGUGGAGAGGCAGAAGGAGAUAAGAGCAGCCCUUCAUCUUGGAAAACUGAUAGUCAGGUACUCUUACAGCAUCCCUCAAACAUUAGGAAGAGGCCAGGUGGGCUGGCACACACUUGUAAUCCCAGCACCCGGGAGGUGGAGGCAGAAGGGUCAGGAGUUCAGGGUUGUCCUCAACUAAAUAGUGAAUUUAAGGCCAGCCUGGGCUACGUUGGGUUAUCUCAAAAAAGGGGAGAGGAUUAUACAGAGAAGAUUUUAAGUUUCACAUAAAGGUUUACAUAGAUCAUUGUGGCCACUAAAUGGGCUGUUUGAGUUGAGGGGAUAGCCAGGGGACAGGUCAGGAGCAGUUUGUCCCAUAAGGGGACAGCUGUUUGCCAUUUUCAUGAAUUCUGUCUCUAAAAGUAUUUUAAAAGUGAGAAUAUAGAGUGGUACGGUUUAAAGAUUUAUUUUAUUUAUGUGUCAGUGUGUAUGUCAGUGUGUAUGUGUACAUAUGGGUGCCCACAAAGGCCAAAACGGCAUUGGAUCUCCUGGAGCUAGAGACAGUAGUAAAGCAUCCGAAGUGAGUACUGGGAAGGAACUGAACUCUGGUCCUCAAGAGCACCAAGCACUCUUACACACUGAGCUACUCUCCAGCCCCAGGCCUGCCUUUUUAAAAUGUCAUGAUUAUGGCUGGCCAUGAUGGGAACACCUUUAAUUUUAGUACAGCAGAUGGAUCUCAGAAUUCAGUGAGUUCGAGGCCAGCCAGGGCUACACAGUGAGACCCUGUCUAAAAAAGCAAAUCAGACCAAAAAAAAAAAAAAAAAAAAGUCAUGAUUAUCAAGUGAAAUGCUUUGACUGUCUUAGAAUCAAUGUGGCUGAGCUGGCACCAGACUUACAUGGGAGUGCACAGCGUAGUGGGGACUGCAGUUGGCCUUCCCUGUUCUUCCAUGUCAUUUCAUGCAUUGGGCUCUUAAAAUGUGGAGGAUGCUCCUCCCUGUCACAUAGAGAAGAACUGAAGGCCCAGCAGGUAGGAGAGACUCCUCCUUAGGAUAAAUAAGAAACAUCAGUGAUGGAGGCAGUGACUUGGGAGUUGUUGAUCAGCUUGAUUGUGGCUUGUGUUUUUAUCACCAUUGAGCUGUGGGCUUGCAAUCUGCUUACAUAAUCCUUGGUCAUCAGCACUUAUGUUAGCACUUUAUGUGGGCUUCCCUGGAUAGUCACAUUCAUGCAGUUAACUUGUAAACAGUCAUAAGAAAGGACCUGGGCACAGAGGCCACAUGCAUGUAGUUAAAGGUUUGCUGGGGGAAGUCCCUCUCCCUCUGUGCUUAGAAAAUCAAGUUCUAUUCAACCCUAAAGAUGGACAUGGGCUUUAUAUUUUUAUGUAAACUAUUUUAUAGACUCAAGGAUUUAUUUUUUAAAGGAAAGCUUUAGGUAUAAUUAUCAGUGGAAGUGUAUUCUUUGAUGCCUGGGGCUCAUGCCUGCCAGCUUGCCCUCUUCUCUGUAGAGCCUUGGCCCUCACCUGUCACACAGGUGAGCUUGUCACCUUUCCUCCUCCCUCUGUGUUCCUUAAUACAUUUGUGUUAAAGGAAACAACUGUCUGGGUGUGGUGGCACAGGCCUGUAAUCUCAGCCUUCAGGAGGGUGAGGCAGGAGGAUUGAGAGAAUGAGACUGGCCUGGGAUACAUAAGCAAAACCCUGUCUCAAAGCGGGAAAAAAAGGUGUUUUUCUUUUCUUAGUGUGACAAUAUAGAGGAACAAAAGUCCUGGGAAAAUAUUGGUUUCCAACCAAGAAGCCAUGUUCUAGAGACUCGUUCUGCACGGUUAGGUACGUGGGAAGAGUAAGGUAUAUGGACCCUGACACCACAUGACAAAUGACUGUUGGUGUUUUACACUCCCCUUGCAGUAUGGUUCUCCAGAGCCGUCCUCAUCCUCAGCAUGCCACAGUUCCUUCACUCUUUUUUUUUUUUUUUUUUUUGGUUUUUCGAGACAGGGUUUCUCUGUGUAGCUUUGCGCCUUUCCUGGAACUCGCUUUGGAGACCAGGCUGGCCUCGAACUCACAGAGAUCCGCCUGGCUCUGCCUCCCGAGUGCUGGGAUUAAAGGCGUGCGCCACCACCGCCCGGCCAGUUCCUUCACUCUUAAGUAGAGCAAACUGUGAUAGUUCAGAAUCAGAAUUACCAGAUGUGGUCAAGCAUGGUGACACAUGCCCGUCAUCCCAGCACUUCAAGGCGAAGGUAGGAGGAUUGUUGCAAGUUUAAGGUCAGCCUGGUCUAUGCGUCAGACCCUGUCUCAACAACAAGGGUUUCUGGGUGGACACACAGCCCAGCUGCAGAUAGUAGCAGCUGUUGGGUCUCUGGCCAGGGCUGGAAACUUGUCCUGUUCCCUGUAAGGUUUCUAGUCAAGGCUGAGAAGUGACCUCAGGGAAGGAAAUGUGCAGAGACCUGCUAACUUGGAUUUGUGCUUUCUCUUGGAAACCUGCAACCCUUGAAGUGGGUCCUGUGACCCUUGGAGCUCCCACAUGGCCUUGACUAGGUAUGCAUUCUUGUCAGAAGGAGGAUUUCUUUUCUAUCUAUGCAGAUAAUUUGUGUUUUUCUGUACUGUUCCCUGUUGGUCUCCAGUCUUCCUAAGUCAGCUCGAGGACUAAGGAGAGACAACAGGUGUCAGUCCUGUGACUGUGCCAUACCCUCUGCUUUCAGCCCCUGAGUAUUUAUUCCUGUCACUUGUGUACCCUUUGCAUCUUUGAAGGGUGAGAAAGCCUUCACAGCUGUUGUACUUAGUUCUUCGUAACCAAACCUGCCGCUGGAUUUCGUCCUGAAUCUGGACAUGUCUGUAAUCUCCCUGGUCCCGUGCUCUGUAGUGAAUACCGCUGCACUUGUGAAAAACGGUCAGUGAUUUUCGUCCGUGUGUCCUGUGUUUUAGUGAGCUUGAUGUGGUGGGCCAUAGUUCAUUAUCAGCUUCAACUGUCCUGUGUUCUGAGGAUCUCUAAACAUUCCUUGUCCUGUGAGGUGACAAAAGCAGAAUGUAAUUUGGGGGACACUUUGCAAUUACCUGUAACAAGUUUUGAUGUUGAAACUAAUAAAAAGUUGUUUUUUUAAAUCA